Messenger RNA from Ornithodoros turicata, 691 nucleotides. RefSeq lists its product as uncharacterized. The transcript has 7 exons. Bases 188 to 691 code for a protein of 167 amino acids. The record is from RefSeq and is a predicted model, not a curated record. NCBI's taxonomy places the organism in Eukaryota, Metazoa, Arthropoda, Arachnida, Ixodida, Argasidae.
GCUCAGAUGCAGAAUAUAUGUGCAUUUCGAGGUCGCGAUUUGAGGUGCCUCCUUCGUGGAUGACAGUCAACCUGCAAAGUCUGUUUGCACAGAAGUUUAGUGUAUUCGUAAAAAGGAACUUGGCACAGCAGGUGACAGCUGUCGAUCUUCAUCCAUCAUUCGGCAUUGAUAUCCCACGAGAAAGUAUAUGUAUGGAGUCUUCACGAGUCCAACUACAACCGUAAAGACUUCUUUCACCGGCGUGCAGCGGAAGACAAUGCAGUCGAGCAGAAUUCUCCUCGCCCUUUUGGUGCUCCGCAGUGUACAUUCAAUCCAGGAGUUCUGUCAAGUGGACAAGAGAAUGGAGUUCGCUGUGGCGACUGAGUUAGGAAGAGUGGUCAACUACCUGUUCAAAAAAUGUAUUCCGAUCAUCAUGGAAAACAUCUCGUUCAAGCCCAACGCUGACAACAUAACCAUGCUUAUCAGAAUGACUUGCGAAAGCCUUCAACACUGCUGGCAGCAAUUCGGAGAUGAUAUCCAGAAGAUAUUCGAUUGCGUCUACCUUCCUUUUCCAGACAAGCUGCGCAAGCUCAAUUUCGAAGAGAAGGACAUCGACAUCUUGGGAAGAGCAACGUUGUGCGUCAAGCCUAAGCUCAAGUCUGUAGAAGUUGCGCGAUACGUACUCUCAUACGCGCAUAAAAUUUCUGGUUAA